Messenger RNA from Mya arenaria, 2803 nucleotides. RefSeq lists its product as uncharacterized. Gene Ontology annotation, biological process: proteolysis. The transcript has 8 exons. Gene Ontology annotation, molecular function: serine-type peptidase activity. Lineage: Eukaryota; Metazoa; Mollusca; Bivalvia; Myida; Myidae. The coding region runs from base 141 to 1700 and encodes 519 amino acids. The record is from RefSeq and is a predicted model, not a curated record.
UAAAUUUCUACCCCGACAGUUGGUGCAGUGAGAUAAUCUCUGUUAUCUUUGUUGAUAUAAGAUGACAGAUUGUUAACCCAUAUCCAUCGAAUAAUUUGUCCAGAUUUAGAUUCCUAUACGUCUAUUCCUCAGACUGUAACAUGGUUGACAAGAUAGCUGUGUUAGGGGUGGUAGUGGCAACUUCAGCCGUAGCAUUUCCAUACUUGACUGCACUUCUUAUCAACUUGUCCAAUGGCUGGCCCCAAGUCAAACACAAGUAUCGAAGGGCUUUCAAUCCAAAGAAGGUUUACGCUCUAAACUUUGCUGUGAUCCAGAAACUUGUUAUAAUGGUUCGAUAUGCCUCCUUAUACUUUCACUGGAAGAUAUAUUACAAGUCGGCAACCACUAAUGAAAUAAUGAAGGACAGACUGUUUGGAAGAAAUGGACAGAGGCUGGACCUUUACUUCCCACACCAGGUUGGAGCUGGGGAUUCCGGGCCACGGCCAGUAGUUGUGUUCAUGUACGGUGGAGCAUGGGGGUCAGGUGGCAAGAAGAUGUAUGGUCUCCUGUGUUCACAGAUCGCAAACAAGCUGGGUGUUGUAGUAUGCUGUCCUGACCAUUCAACAUACCCUAAGGGUUAUGUAGAUGACAUGGUACAGGAUGUUAUAGACACACUGAUGUGGCUUCACCAGAAUGUGGAACACUACAAUGGAGACAAGUCACAGAUAAUGCUGGUUGGCCAUUCAUCAGGAGCCCAUCUAUGUGCGCUGUCCUUGUUUGAGUUGCUUCAAAACCAGUCAACCAAUCAGGCCUCAAGUCAACCUGCCACGCCCCCUGUGAUUCAGUUCAGUGAUCAACACUUCAACGGCAAUUCUGACAAUGAGGAUAAGCACAGUUCAGCAUCUUCAGGGUCAUUUCUAGUCUUGGGAAGUCAUAGUAGCAGUAGUGUAAAUGAUAAUGGACAAAAUGGACAGAGUCGAAGCACCAGUUUAAGUACGAGCCCAGUAUUAACGGCAAGCAAGUUUGAGAUUCUUGAGACCCAGAAAUCAGAGACGGAGAUGUCAGAGGUCUCGAUGUUGGAGUCAGAGCUGCUUGAGUUGACACAGUCUACAGCAGGUACUCUCAGAUACAGGAGAACAAGUCCAGAGGGUAGGGAGAGUCCAGAGAGCUCUGCAUACAGUGAACCCCUACUGUCAGAGGAAGUAACAGUGACAGGGGAAGUAACUGUGAGUGAGGAGUCGGAUGAUGACUCUGUGGUGACUGUGACCCUGGUAGAGGGAGGGGAAACUGAACCCGCACUCAGAGAACUGGCAAAGGCUGUUAAAGGAUUUGUUGGUAUAGCAGGGGUAUACCAUAUAGGGGACCACUUCCAGCAUGAGAGUAGUCGAGGUGUGGAAGACGUGUCCACAAUGACUCGUGCAAUGAGGGGUAAUGCCAACUUUGACAGGUACUCGCCCACGUGCAUCGCUCGACAACACCAACCAACGCUCAAGUAUCCAAAGACCAUUCUUCUGCAUGGCACAGAUGACUAUGUGGUUCCAAUAACCUCGACAACAAAAUUCGACACGGAACUCAAGCGCCUUGGUGUUGAUUGUAUGGUUCGAAUUAUCCCUAGCUGUGAUCAUUACGAAAUAGCCAUGGACCUGAUGAAACCAAAUAGGAAGUUUUAUACUCCUGUGAUGACAAUUCUUGAAGAGACGGCUAAAGACGUGUUCAGUUGAUGUUAGCGAAUACUUUUGUUGAAUAAGUUGUAGGUGCAUUAAUUAUGUGAUAUUUAUACACUUAUGUUCAGGGACAGAAUUAGCAUUUAUUUUUAGUGAUUGUUAAUUUUGUCGAAUUAUGUUUUGUUUUACACAAUUUUGAACAAAUUAAUUUGUUUAGUUUACAAAAUUAUAGGCAUUUUACUUGUGUACACAAUUAUUGUAUUGUUAUUUGUUAAUUGAUGUCACCCAGAUUUAGUUUUAAAUAAAUAAGAAUAAUGUAUAACCAAGAAACAUUCCAUUUUCUUACCAUACCAAAUUUGUUCAUUAAGGGAGAGAACUGCUCGAAUGUAUUUUUUCCUGAAAAUUAUCAAGUCCUAAGCAUUCUAUUUAUUUUCUCUAUACUACCUGUGUUACUUUUUCUUUGAAUUUUGAACUUGCUUUUUGUUUCUUAUUGGUAUCAACGAAGACCAAAUGUUAUCUCUAAAUUGCAAUAACUGUUUAUACAGUGUGUAUAAUAUGGUACAGCUGACAUGGCACACAAUCAGAUAAAGACUGCUCUUGAUAGUUAGCUACAUUGCUUAGCAAUAGAAUAUAUUGAUCGGAGUCCACACGCAUUUGUGUGUCCAAAGGUAUCGCAUCGCUUGGGAAUGUUUCCAUUGGUUGAACAGAUAUGAAUGUUGUGUGUCCAAAGGUAUCGCAUCGCUUGGGAAUGUUUCCAUUGGUUGAACAGAUAUGAAUGUUGUGUGUCCAAAGGUAUCGCAUCGCUUGGGAAUGUUUCCAUUGGUUGAACAGAUAUGAAUGUUUAUAUCAGAGCAGUUCAGCAUCAUGUCAAUUGCGUUAUAUCAAAAAUUCAACAUAUCGAUAUCCAGUGAUCACACUUAUCAUUUAUGAUAUAUUAAGCUGAAUUUCACAAUUAAAUGAGGGUCCAAUUGAAAUACUUUCAUGUUUUGUUCUUUUUAUUCCUUAAUUGUGAUAUUUAAUGAGAUAAAUAUUUUGCAAGAACCCAACGCAGUGUGGUCCUGGUGUCCCUUAAAAAUGUUCACUUCAUGGGUGAGACUGCGAGAGGUGCACGCCCAAUUACCAUGAGACCACUUUUAGCGUGUGACAUUAACACCAUUAAU